UAAAAAGGAAUAUGUUGUUUUUUCAAUCAGGCCUCGAGACUUCAGCAGAAGAGAAAACACCAGCAGCUCCUUAAGUUCCCCACAGAGACGAAAGCUGAAGUUCACCUCAGGAUGUCCGCUCCUGCAGUACUGGAGAAUAAUCCCAGAGGCUUUAUAACGGUGACACAACUGAUCCCAAAUGGACAACAUGGAGCUGGAGCUGGGGCUGGGAUCCCUGCUGGUGGGGUCCACAUCGUCAGGCUCAAUACUGUCGGGGCUCCUGUUGUAACUCAAAGGAGUAACAUUAAUACAGAAACAUCAACUUCUGCCAGAUUUGAGAUGUUCCUGAAAGUGCAGCCUACAGCACUGGGGGCUAUCCAAAUAAUAGUUGGGCUCGUAUCUUUUGCGUUUGGUGUUAUUACGACACUGAAUCCUAUAUUUUCUGGUACAGUAGCUGGAAUUCUACUCGUGGGCUCUCUUUUGUACAUUGUCGUUGGCUGUCUGUCUAUUGCAGCAGUAAACACACAUUGUAGCCGGUUGAUGCUGAUCUGUCAGAGACUUAAUGUAGCCAGUGCUGUUAUAGCGUCUAUAGCUGUCAUUUUUAUACCAAUGGAAUUUAGAUCAUUUACUGAUUACCCCCCAUGCAACUUCCCCCCGUAUUCCGAAAAAUGUGAGGCCUACCGAAGAUUCAGGAAUCAGGUCAAUGGGGUACAUGGAGUUCUGCUGGUUUUCUCUGUGCUCCAGUUAAUCAUCUCCAUUUGCAUCACAACCUGUACAUGCUGUACCAAACCGACGGCACCUGCUGCAUCUGCUGCAUCUGCGCCUCCAAGUUAUACAUCUUGCUACACAAUGUCCAAUUCAUUACAAACUCACAACGGCCAACAGAAUGUGUACUAUACUGCAAAUCCCAGCAACAAUGUAAACAACCCACCUAUGGAGGAUCCUCCAGCAUACAGUUGAAAUGGUUUAAUUAUGAUAGACCUGGAUGGAGGUCUCUGAUGGUGUGCUGAUUCAGGAGACUUUCUUUUAGACUAUGAUCUUUUAAACAAUUGUAAUUUUCAUGUAGAAAUGUGUAUAUAUGUGAUAUUCAGUAAUACUUUAACAUGAUUUGAGGUGUACUACACCAGUUAACCAAAUUAGUUUGGAAAAGGCUGACAAUAGACUUAAAUGUUGGAAAGUUGGGAAAACUGUAUGAUAGUAUAUCUGGUCUUUGCUUGGUUUCGUCUUUAUAUGUCAGUUUGUUUUUACUGGUAUUAUAUGUUUUAUCGGUUUCAAAGUAAUUACAAUGUACCAAAAUUACAACAAGGAGAAUAAGCACACAUGUCAUUAAAAAGAUAAUAUAAAAAAUAAAGCUUAAGAAUAAAGAAUAAAGUUUUGUUCCACA
This is a messenger RNA of Astyanax mexicanus (Mexican tetra), 1363 nucleotides long. RefSeq names its product membrane-spanning 4-domains subfamily A member 4D. Bases 112 to 939 code for a protein of 275 amino acids. The record is from RefSeq and is a predicted model, not a curated record. The transcript has 8 exons. Gene Ontology annotation, cellular component: membrane. Lineage: Eukaryota; Metazoa; Chordata; Actinopteri; Characiformes; Acestrorhamphidae.